This is a messenger RNA of Nelumbo nucifera (sacred lotus), 4299 nucleotides long. RefSeq names its product AMSH-like ubiquitin thioesterase 3. Lineage: Eukaryota; Viridiplantae; Streptophyta; Magnoliopsida; Proteales; Nelumbonaceae. Gene Ontology annotation, molecular function: metal-dependent deubiquitinase activity; K63-linked deubiquitinase activity; protein binding. The record is from RefSeq and is a predicted model, not a curated record. Gene Ontology annotation, biological process: protein K63-linked deubiquitination; protein K48-linked deubiquitination. Gene Ontology annotation, cellular component: endosome; membrane.
CGAUCACGAAGCCGCGCGCCCGCGCCGCGCACCUUCGUACUAUGUUGACAUGGAAGCGACAUCUUGGAAUGGUCUUACUUCGUGAACACGCAUUAAGGCACAGACUACUUAACCUGUUUUGGUUAUACGGAGGGGAAAAAGAAAAAGGAGAAAAUCAUUCGUCGGGAAACUAUUGAUUAAAAGUUGCCAGGAAACCGUUAAUUCUCACCGGAUACGAUGAAGCGCCUCGACAGACCGAUCAAUAUCAACGCCAUGACUCGGAAGGUUGACGUCGACCAACGGCUUUCCCUUCGUUAUUACUAUAGGAUCGCAGACAAUCUUCUCAAACAGGCCAGUAUCUAUCGGGAGGAAAAGAAUAUUAUAGAUUUGUACAUUAUACUUGUCAGAUUUUCAAGCUUGGUGUCUGAAACUAUACCAUUCCACCGAGAUUACCAAGCAUUGCUUCCAAAAGAAAAGUCUGUUUACAAGAGGAAACUCUUGGGUAUUUUGGAGGAGUUGGAAUCUCUGAAGCCUGAUUUCAAACGCCAACUUAACGAAUUGAACAAAGUUCAUACUGUGGCUCAACUUGAUGGUCCGGAAUGUAACUCAUAUGGAUCAACUGCUUCAAUGGAAUGGUCCUCCACUAAGAAGCCAGCAUCUUUGAACUUUGAUACUAAACAGCUGUACCCAGCUAGCAGGAAUUCAUCACUGUCUUCAUGGAAACUUAACCAUGAGCUGGCUCAAAUUGCAUCAUCAAAACCCUUGCAAAUUGUUGACAAGCAGUUUCAGAAGCUGUCUUUCAACCUUCCUCUUCCAAAGGAGGAAACAUUGUCCAGACAUUCAAUUUUAGGUCCAAAUGGUCUCAGGGGUCAGUGGCUUGGACCUAGCAUGGGGAUAAAGGUUAAUUAUCCAAGCAAUGCUGAAAUAACUCCAGCUGUAAAAUCAGGCUUGAAUCAAGGUGGACAAUAUGAUCUCGUGGUAAAAGAAAGUGAUCCAGGAGCUAGAAGUACAAUUGAGGCAGUACUCUCUUUGGAUGAUGGUAGAUGGUUACAGCCCCAUGAGGAGCCACAUUCUUCAUUGAAUGAUGAUAUAACAGAAGAUCCUUUUCAGUUAAGUAAUAUCAGGCAACCUUCUCCUCCUCCUGUUCUUGCCCAUGUGCAGCAGGACUUCCUUCCAAUCCCUCCUUCAAAGGUUGCUGAUCCAAGACCUGGACCUGCAAAACCUUUACAGGAUGAGAAGGAUGGGAUAUCCAACUCUAAUUCUUAUCAACACCUACACAUUCCAGUAAAAAUGAUGGAGGAUUUUUUGAGAUUGGCACAGAUAAAUACAGCAAAAAACUUGGAAACAUGUGGUGUUCUUGCUGGUUCUCUUAAAAACAGGGUUUUCCACAUUACAACGCUAAUAAUUCCAAAACAAGAGUCAACUUCAGAUUCGUGUCAGACGAUGAACGAAGAAGAAAUUUUCGAUGUUCAAGACAAGCUCUCCCUUUUCCCUCUUGGAUGGAUUCAUACACAUCCAUCACAGACAUGCUUCAUGUCAUCAGUUGAUCUUCACACUCAUUACUCAUACCAGAUAAUGUUACCAGAGGCAAUUGCAAUUGUUAUGGCCCCGAAAGAUACAUCCAGCAAGUAAACUGUGCUUUUGCUAAAUUGCUCAACUUCUGUAUACCAUGCGUCUGCUUGAUGUUUAGGUUCCAUAAAUCGCAUUUCUAAUUCUAGCUUUCUUAUGAUUGAAAUGAAGAUGGUUAAUCCCACAUUAGAUGUACACUGAUAUUGGAUUGUAGGUGUGAACUGAUGAAUAAAUUGCAGAAUGUUAUUUUUUUUUUCUGAAAAUACUAAAUAGGUGUCCACAUGGCUUGCCUACUAAGUCUAAAUAUUCACUAUUCAGAUAGGGGUGCAAAUUAGGUACCCUAUCUGAAGAAUUUACUCUUCAUUGGACCUUCAGUCUGCUCCCUCAAAAAUUUAACAAAUUUUAAACCCAGGUUUGUCCAAUUUGCAUUCCCUAGUUCAGAUGAUCCCUUCUAUCAAAAGAACCCUCUUGCAAUUCUCAUAAAAAAACGUAAGGUUGGGAGACAACUAGACUCUUGGGCAUCUGCCAUUGUAACAGAAAUUGAGGCUUCAUGGAUAUCUCCUCUUGGGAGAGAAAGGUGGGUGAAGUAGUGGAUUCUCUUGUCAAGGGAGACGAAGGUUCCAUAUAGGGGUGCAACUUGGGUUAGCCUGAGUUAACAUUUUACACUGCUUUGGUUUCAGGGUUCAGGCUGGGACUAUUCAAGUUUUGACAAAAGCCCAACCCUAGCCCAGCCAAGUUGCACCCCUAGUUCCCAAGAAAGGGGUUGUAUAGAAAUAACUCAAAUGUAUCAGAACCCAUGUUUUUGCUUUUCUUUAAGCCUUUUCUCAUCAUCAUCUGAUAUAUCCCAUUAGGACUGUAUCCAGUCCACCCCUCCCAAGACACCAGAUAGCUAGGAUCAACACUGGGUAAUGGCCUUUUUAAUGUGGGGCUGGGCAGGAAUCCUGUUCUAACAUAUUCAUGGUUGGUAAUAGGUUGGCCUAGAUGAUCUUUUUAGAACCAGUAAUAAAUCACACCGCUACAGAUUGUAAUGAGCAGAGAGAGUUCAUUAAUCAUUCAUCCUGUAGAUGUGGGGUGGAGAGCAAAUUGGCUGAUGUGCCAAGGACAAUAGCUGAAAUAGGUGUGGACCAGAAGAGUUCUGACAUAUGGAUGGAUAACCCAACACAACCACUAUCUCUUACUGAAGUAAGCCCUACCCUUUGAUUCCACAAUCCGUGGGGGACGUCGAUCCCAUAGACGUAUCCACAACUUCGAUAGGCAGUGAUUCCUAGGCAAUAGCAAGUGAAUCGUCGAGUAGGGGGUUCUAGAUUUGAGUUGGUUCCACACUAUAGGCAGGAAGGCAAGUGGUCUAAAAUGGCCUUUGGCAUUCAUUUUGACCACUUUUCCUCCCUACCCAUUGUUUUAUUUAGGGUUAUCUUAGCUUGAUGGAUUUCUGAUUAUUGACAAUAAGAGAGCCAAUGUAAAAUUUGGAUAUCAAUUACUGUAACAAGGCACACAUAUAACAUGUACAGCAACUUGCAAAUAAUGAAGUUAUUUCUUUCCAUUGUACUGUUGUGGUUACUCCAUUAUGGUACAAUCUCAGGUUGUAACCAAUGUAAAUAUUGCCCUUACAUUCAGACAAUCCAGAGGGUCAAUUAUGAGGCAAAGCCAAUCGUUGGAAUGGCAUGCCAAGCCUAAUGAGAUUGUAAUCAAUGUAAGGGUUGCCCAUACAUUAGGACAUUCUGGAGAAUCAAUUACAUGACAAUGCCAGUCCUUGAAGUUACACAUUGACCCCAAUAUAAUUCUUCCUAGCAUGGUAGAAUCUUAAUGUGGAAAUUAUGAGCUCAACAGUUGUGACUUACUUGUCAAAGGGUCAACCUUUUGCCCUCAUAUUUCUUCACAAAGGAAUUGUAAUUCAUAAGUAUUACUAUUAGUGGGUUUUGCAUGUAUCUUGGCAGGGAGAUACCUAUACUAUUUACCAAUGUUUUAAGUGUGGACAUGAUGUUAGGUGUUCCACUAUCCUGUGGCAUGAGGUGUAAACCAGAAAAGCAAGAGGCAUAAUCCUCCUGGGCAUAUUUUUUUAAUUAAUAAUUAAUUAAAAUAAAAUAUUAAAAAAAAGAAAAAUCAGGAAAAAUAUAUAGUUGCAGUUUUAAUAAUAAAUCCAUCAUAUUCAAAUACAAAUCAAUAACUUAGCAAACACAAAAGGACUCAAGCUCAACCACAGGACUCUAAAUCAGCAUUGUCAACUAGGAUAAAAAUACCAUCAUCAGCCUCAAUAUUUGCAUCUGCAACAUAUGGUUAUAUCUUCCUACUCAUCAGUUUCUUGUCUUUUGAGAUUUGAGAAUGAGGGAAUGGGGAUGAUCAACCAUUCAUGCUUUUUCCUGUAAUAUUUAAUGAUAACUUGUAAUUGGAACAUUAUAAAAUAGUGUACACCAUCUUUAUAUUGCUCUUUUAAAAAUUAUUACGUUGAAAGGGUGACAACCAUGAGGCACAUGCCUAAAGUAUAAGGUGCAGAAGAAGUGUAUGCCAUGUACAAUGCAUACACUUUUCUACAUUGUAUGCCUCGUGUAUUCUUGUCUGAAUGCUACACUUCUGGUAGUUUUUUUAAUCUUCAUGGGAUGGUGCACCGAUAUGCAUGUCUCCCACACCUUAUAAAAACUGAUUCAUACAAGCUUUUUGUAACUUGCCUGUCUUGGUUUCAAUAAAAAAUUUCAGAUUUGUUAACAAUAAAAUAUUUAAUCCAGAUAAAUUUUAAACAUGUGCUAUAAUAUGUUA